This is a messenger RNA of Hermetia illucens (black soldier fly), 1736 nucleotides long. RefSeq names its product putative tRNA pseudouridine synthase Pus10 (gene Pus10). The transcript is spliced from 4 exons. Gene Ontology annotation, molecular function: pseudouridine synthase activity; RNA binding. NCBI's taxonomy places the organism in Eukaryota, Metazoa, Arthropoda, Insecta, Diptera, Stratiomyidae. The coding region runs from base 156 to 1730 and encodes 524 amino acids. The record is from RefSeq and is a predicted model, not a curated record. Gene Ontology annotation, biological process: tRNA pseudouridine synthesis.
GAAGAAUCCAAUAUCAACUUCCUGAUUCCGGAUAGUAACAUUUGUUUUAGAGCGCUGCUAGAUGGUGAAAGUCCGACUUUUGGAAGUUUAUAUGUUUUAUGUGCUGUUUUGUACAUUUUUGAGUACCAUCUACCGGCCGGCUUUGCCGGGUUACGAUGCUGUCCCAGGAGGUGUUUGAUUAUUUAAAGGAAGUUGGAUGCUGUACAAUAUGCUGCCUCCGGUUUCUCAAAGUUCGUGGGGACGAGUAUAUGAAUGUAGCUAAAACAUUGCAGCGGCUCGGUCUAAAAGAUACGUGUAGCGACGCUGAAAAUGGAGAAGAAUCAGGACCGACAUCUAAGAAGACAAAACCCAAUGUGUGCGUGGCCUGCUUGGGUUUCUUCAGUGAUGAAUUUUUAGCAAAGCUCACCGAAGCAUUAACCACUCAUCCGCACCUCAUUCAAUACGAAUGCGAUGAGUUCGUCCUGGCUAUUUCCUUUCCCAUUCUACUGAAUGUUCGGCAGUUGUCACUUUGGCUGGCCCUGAUUGAUAAGUUUGGCCAAAUGCACGGCUUUGUUAGCAAUAAGCAGCCAGACGUUCCUUUGAAGGAAGUUUCCAAAAUGGUGAUAUCUCCGAAGGUGUCUCAAGCUCUCGGCAAAAAAUAUGGCCAAAAUGGCAUGAUGAUCAGCAUCUCAAUAAACCAUGCAGACGAGACAGCCGAGCUGCAGAAACUGACUGAAGUGGACCAGAUCCUGUUCAAGACCAACUGUACAAAUAACAAAAGCAAGAAGGACAAGAAGGGAACUGUGAACGGAAUGACGCGAGGCUAUUUCGAGAAAAACUUUCUACCAUCAAAUAUUGACGUAGAUAUUUAUAAGCAGAAUAUUCCUGUCCCGCCAGCGAUUCCAGACAGUUCUAUGAUUGUGGAGAAUAUAGCGGUCAGUGGGCCGACGAUAUUUGUGGCGGGUCGUUAUCAGAAGUUUUGUCGAGUGUUGCCUCAUACUCCGUGGAUACUGAACGGCAAACGAGUAAUGGCGGAUAGCGUCCAGGAGUUGAUUGUUCAAUCCGUGGCUCCGUAUUUCGAAGUUCCAGAGAGUAAAGUAAUAUUUUCAUCAAGUGGCCGAGAAGAUGUUGAUGUUCGUUGCCUUGGUAAAGGACGUCCAUUUGUUCUUGAAAUUCCCGACUCUAAACGGAUAAUUCUUCCCCAAUCCGUAGCCGAAAAUAUGGAAAUAGAAAUCGAUCAAACAGAAAAAAUUCGCGUGAUAAAUUUACAAAUCGUCCCGCGUGAAGAACUAGUUCACAUAAAAUUCGGUGAAGAGAAGAAAACGAAAACCUACCGAGCUUUGUGUAUUCUCAAUGAACCUGCAACUGUUGAGGUUCUUCAGAAGUUAAAUAUUCCAGAAGGUUUCGAAAUUAAACAAUGGACACCAAUACGAGUUCUGCAUCGAAGACCACUUUUGCAACGACCGCGUAGGGUUCAUAGUGUUAAGGCUCGAGUAGACCCGAAUGAUCAUAAAAUUUUGAUUCUGGAUAUAGUCACCCAGGCAGGCACUUAUAUAAAGGAACUCGUGCACGGCGAUUUCAAUCGAACAGAUCCGUGCUUUGCUAAACUUAUCGGACAAGAUAUCGAUAUAGCAGCUUUAGAUGUACUAGCAGUGGAUUUGGAUUGGCCAAAGGACGUGAACAAUAGGAUAAGCGGACAAUGUGAGACCGUUAGAGAUAAGAACGAAAUAGACGACCUGAAUAAAUCUUAAUUUUUA